Messenger RNA from Manihot esculenta (cassava), 1809 nucleotides. RefSeq names its product cytochrome P450 CYP82D47. The transcript has 2 exons. Gene Ontology annotation, molecular function: oxidoreductase activity, acting on paired donors, with incorporation or reduction of molecular oxygen; iron ion binding; heme binding. Bases 59 to 1615 code for a protein of 518 amino acids. Gene Ontology annotation, biological process: defense response to other organism. The record is from RefSeq and is a predicted model, not a curated record. Lineage: Eukaryota; Viridiplantae; Streptophyta; Magnoliopsida; Malpighiales; Euphorbiaceae.
UGCUCUGCUAUGAAUAUAUAUAGAGAUAGAUAUUCAUCCAAUUUUCUUCAGACCCAUCAUGGAUUUCUCUUCAAAUCUCGUUGCAAUUAUUGGGGCUGUGGCUCUAGUGCUGCUAUGUAAUCUAUGGAGAAGAAAAAAUUCCAAAAAAGUUAUGGGCAAGUUAGUCCCGGAAGCACCAGGUGGGUUGCCGAUUAUCGGCCACCUUCAUCAACUCGGCGGCAAGAAAUCGCUUGCUAGAACUUUAGGGGAGAUGGCUGAUAAAUAUGGGUCCAUCUACGCUCUGAGGCUCGGAGUACACAAAACUGUUAUUAUCACCGAUCACAAGGCGAUGAAGGAUUGCUUCGGCACAAACGACAAGCUUUUCGCCAAUCGCCCUCAUUCAAGUCAAGCUAUGAUCGUCGGCUACGACUACGCUUCCUUUGGUUUCGCCCCUUAUGGCACCUAUUGGCGAAACAUGCGUAAGUUGGCCACAGUUGAGCUCCUCUCGAACCACAGGGCUAGGUUGCUGAAUUACGUUCAGAUAUCAGAAGUGAAUCAUCUAGUCAAAGAUUUAUACUUGCAUAGCAAAAGAAAAGAGAACGCUAAGAUCAACAUGAGUGAACGGAUCGAACAUCUGAUCUUAAAUAUGAUCACCAGAAUGGUUGCCGGGAAGAGGUUCUUCGACGGCGACAAAGAAGCUAGGAACGAGAAGGGACGUCCGAUUGGGGAAAUCAUCAGAGAGUUCAUGUUCAUCACAGGAGCUCUUGUUCCUGGAGAUCUAAUUCCAUUCCUGGGAUGGUUUGAUAUUAAAGGAAUUCUAAAAACCAUGAAGCGUGUGACCGGUGAAGUUGAUGAAAUCGUGGAGAGUUGGAUUGAAGAACACAAGAUGAAGAAAACAGAUAACGAUGCCAAAAAGGACUUCAUCGAUAUUAUGCUUUCUGUUAUCGAGGACGAUGAAUCUAUGGGACUUGAUCGUGAAACCAUUAUCAAGGCUACAACAACAGUUAUCAUCCUGGCAGGCUCCGACACGACAUCAAUCACCACAAUAUGGGCCCUGUCCAGCUUGGUGAACAACAGGCGAGUUUUGCAACGUGCCCAAGAAGAGAUUGACGAGAAAGUUGGCAGAGAUCGCUGUGUACAAGUCUCUGAUAUUGAGAAAUUGGAGUACCUGACGGCAAUUAUAAAAGAAACCUUGCGAUUAUACCCUCCAGGUCCACUAGGAGUUGCACGAGAGGCAGCUGAAGAUUGUUACAUAUCAGGAUACUUUAUCCCAAAAGGCACUCGUUUGUUUACACAUUUGUGGAAGUUACAUAGAGAUCCAAAUGUUUGGUCGGAUCCUGAGGAGUUUAUUCCAGAAAGAUUUCUUACAACCAAUGCCAAUUUGGACAUUACAGGUAAGCACUUCGAGUAUUUACCAUUUAGUGCAGGAAGAAGAUCUUGUCCUGGGAUGAACUUGGCUAUGCAAGUGAUGCACUUGACUCUUGCAAGAUUGAUUCAAGCAUUUGACUUGAGAACUCCGACGAAUGAGCCAGUGGACAUGACUGAGGCACAAGGAAUUGUUAUGCCAAGGGCAACUCCUCUUGAAAUUGUUGUCGUCCCACGCCUUGCUGCUCCUGAGCUUUAUGAACAAGAGUAGCUUUGUAGACUAGUUUUAUUAAAUGAGUUCGCAAAUCUGCCCUUGUGACUUGAGUUUAAGGUGGGGUUAAGCCGGUUCAUAUACAAAUAUGUCUUAUUUAAUAUGUAAUGAGUUAUUAUCUUAUUGUAACUUUGUAGUAAUCAUGUGUAACGUUAACAUUUAUAAUAAAAAUCUAUGUCUGUUUCAUUAUAGCA